AUGCGCAAUUUCCGUUUGCUUUUUCAAAGACAGUACGCGGACGGCAUCCGCUUCACACUCCAGCAUGCUCGCAGGCCCCACUCCAGAGUGCGCAACCUGAGAUUCAGGGAGAUUCAUGGGGAAGUGUGCUUUCAAGAGCAGCUCCUUGUCCUCGGAAAGGUGCGUUUCAUGUAUGUGUCAGAGAGAUCUGGCGAGAGGCUAUUGUGCGCGCCCACCUCCUGCCUUCCGAGAGACUUUUUCGUACGUCUUCCCGUCGAUCCAGGUACUAUCUUUCCUCGCACAGCUGACGAAGAACCCAAGGAACCUGCGGAAGCGCAUUUUUACAACCGCGACCUGAAACCCACUACUACAGAACGAACACGGUCUCUCGUUGCUUCGUGCGUCGGUACAGUUCCCUUCGAGUGCCGAAGACAUUGA
This is a messenger RNA of Toxoplasma gondii ME49, 417 nucleotides long. RefSeq lists its product as hypothetical. The record is from RefSeq and is a predicted model, not a curated record. The transcript is spliced from 2 exons. The coding region runs from base 1 to 417 and encodes 138 amino acids. Lineage: Eukaryota; Apicomplexa; Conoidasida; Eucoccidiorida; Sarcocystidae.